Messenger RNA from Prunus armeniaca (apricot), 1428 nucleotides. NCBI's taxonomy places the organism in Eukaryota, Viridiplantae, Streptophyta, Magnoliopsida, Rosales, Rosaceae. The record is from the annotation of a GenBank genome assembly.
AUGGCUGCCACAGUCUCAAGUGUUGGAACUGUGAACAGAACACCGAUGAGCUUGAACAGCUCUGGUUCUGGAAGCUCAAUCCCAAGCUCAGCUUUCUUGGGCAGCAGUUUGAAGAAAGUCAGCUCUAGAGUCCCCUACCAAAAGAUUGUAUCUGCAGGUAAAUUAAAAAUUACUGCGGAAACUGAUGAUGAGGAGAAGCAGACCAAAAAGGACAAGUGGAGUGGCCUUGCCUACGAUAUUUCUGAUGACCAACAAGACAUAACAAGAGGAAAGGGAUUGGUUGAUUCUAUCUUCCAAGCUCCCCAGGGGACUGGGACUCACUAUGCUGUCAUGAGCUCGUAUGAAUACAUUAGCACGGGACUACGAGAAUACAACUAUGACAACACCAUGGAUGGGUUUUAUAUUGCUCCAGCUUUCAUGGACAAGCUUGUGGUUCAUAUCACCAAAAACUUCAUGAGCCUGCCUAACAUUAAGGUUCCUCUCAUUCUUGGUAUAUGGGGAGGCAAAGGUCAGGGUAAAUCGUUCCAAUGUGAGCUUGUGUUUGCCAAGAUGGGAAUUACCCCUAUCAUGAUGAGUGCUGGAGAAUUAGAAAGUGGGAAUGCAGGAGAGCCUGCAAAGUUGAUCAGACAAAGGUACCGCGAGGCUGCAGACAUCAUCAGGAAAGGAAAAAUGUGUGCCCUCUUCAUCAAUGAUCUUGAUGCAGGUGCUGGUAGGAUGGGUGGAACUACACAGUACACUGUGAACAACCAGAUGGUGAAUGCCACUCUCAUGAACAUUGCUGAUAACCCAACAAAUGUGCAGCUUCCUGGUAUGUAUAACAAGGAGGACAAUCCCAGAGUCCCCAUUAUAGUCACCGGUAACGACUUCUCCACAUUGUAUGCUCCUCUCAUUCGUGACGGUCGUAUGGAGAAAUUUUACUGGGCUCCCACUAGGGAAGACCGGAUUGGGGUUUGCACGGGAAUCUUCAAGCCUGACAAUGUUAGUGCGGAUGAUGUUGUUAAGAUUGUUGACACAUUCCCUGGUCAAUCUAUUGACUUCUUUGGUGCUCUAAGGGCUCGAGUUUACGAUGAUGAAGUGAGGAAGUGGGUAUCAGGUGUUGGGGUAGAUGGCAUUGGGAAGAAGCUUGUGAACUCAAAAGAAGGUCCCCCAACUUUUGAACAGCCUAAAAUGACAGUGGAGAAGCUCCUUCACUAUGGUCAAAUGCUGGUUCAGGAGCAGGACAAUGUGAAGAGAGUUCAACUGGCUGACAAGUACUUGAGUGAUGCAGCCCUUGGAGAUGCAAACCAGGACGCCAUUAAGAGAGGAGAAUUCUAUGGCAAGGCAGCCCAGCAAAUUAAAGUACCUGUCCCUGAAGGCUGUACUGAUCCAUCAGCUGCAAACUUUGACCCAACAGCUAGGAGUGACAAUGGUAGUUGUCAAUAUGAGUAA